UACGGCCGUCCCCUAGAGGCUAAGAGUCAAGCGGCAGUGGGCAAACAACCGCUCCACCGACGAUCUUUAAAGUGAUAUAUACGUACCAGCAAUAGAUAGAUAGCUGCUCUAGGCCGUACCCAUUCAAUCUUUACUGCCAGUUGGCUUGGAAAUUUCGACGUCGAGCCAACCGUUUCCAGUGUUUUAAGGGUCAAGUGGUCGAAUCAGCCGAACGAGUUUUGGCUAUUAGCUUCGAAGCUGGCCUGUUUCAGGACUAAAGUAAAGGUCGACAUUAUUUGUUCUGUGACUUGGGAGGCUUCCACAGUUCUAUCAGCGAUCGGCACUGUGUUUUCUCAGUUUCGGAGGACAUAAUGGCGGAUAUCCAGUUAGGAUGUUACACUAUAAAGUCCCAUGGAGCCAAAGUGGCAAGACUCCACAUGUAUGACUGGAUAAUACUUCUCCUCCUUGCUGUCAUAGAUGGACUGUUGAAUAUAAUCGAGCCUUUUCACCGCUUCAUUGGGAAGGACAUGAUGACUGACUUGAGAUAUCCAUUAAAGGGCAAUACUGUGCCCUUUUGGGCUGUUCCGCUCAUUGGAAUUGUCUUGCCAUGUGUCAUCUUUGGUGGAAUUUACUUCAAGAAGAAGAAUAUCUAUGAUUUGCACCAUGGCAUACUGGGUAUUCUUUAUUCGGUGCUCAUAACUGCGGUGAUUACUGAUGCCAUUAAGGAUGGAGUUGGCCGACCACGUCCUGAUUUCUUCUGGCGCUGUUUCCCAGAUGGAAAGGAUCUCUAUGAUAAUGUCACUACUGGCGUUCUGUGCCAUGGAGAGAAGAGUGUCAUCAAAGAAGGUCACAAGAGCUUCCCAAGUGGACACUCAUCAUGGUCUUUCGCCGGCCUAGGCUUCCUUACAUGGUACUUGACUGGGAAAAUCGCAGUUUUUGACCGUAAAGGUCAUAUUGCAAAGCUGUGCAUUAUUGUUCUGCCUCUACUUACUGCUGCACUUGUUGCUGUUUCUCGAGUGGAUGACUACUGGCAUCACUGGCAAGAUGUGGUUGCAGGAGCUGUUCUAGGUCUCACAGUGGCUUCAUUUUGUUACCUGCAAUUUUUCCCAUAUCCUUAUGAUGCAGAUGGACUGUGGCCUCACGCAUACACCCUCCAGCUAGCCGAGGCACGCAACAGUGGCAUUGCAAACUCCUUCAGCGUGCGACCACCCACGGAGACCGAAGAAGGGGAAGGUCAGGGUGGGAUCGCCCUAAGAGACACGAGUCCUAUUCUCGACACCAUGGAGUCUGGCAGGAGAUAUGGAAACUAGGAGGACCGGACCAUACGACUAGCUGAAGUACCAUGAUCGUCCUGACCUUCUUCAUGGGCGUGUUUUCGAUACACAUGGCAGGGAAGAGCUGUUUUCUCAUGGACAGUUUGGUGUAUUAUAGAGCUGUCGUUUCGUCAACCUCUGUAUGGGUUUUCAGUGUUUAAUAGAGGUUUGGUUUGUGUUAACUGGAUAGUUAGCCUCGUAAGGAUCAGCUGUACAUUACCUAGUGGAGUGCUUCGUCGUCCACGGCGGUGAACAUGUUGCAUUAUUUCUUGCUCUCUGCCCCCUGAGUCCCUGAGCGAUGGUUGAUCUUGCUCUUGAGCAAGCAGUAUGUAUACAUGGUUGACUUGUUACGCGAAGUGUGAAGUUUGGUUGUCUGCA
Molecule: messenger RNA, 1670 nt
Organism: Aegilops tauschii subsp. strangulata
Lineage: Eukaryota; Viridiplantae; Streptophyta; Magnoliopsida; Poales; Poaceae
Product: lipid phosphate phosphatase 2
Biological process (GO): phospholipid metabolic process; phospholipid dephosphorylation
Cellular component (GO): membrane
Molecular function (GO): phosphatidate phosphatase activity
Source: RefSeq, a predicted model, not a curated record